Eptesicus fuscus (big brown bat) is the source of this 1898-nucleotide messenger RNA. It is a transcript of the gene AAGAB, whose product is annotated as alpha and gamma adaptin binding protein. The transcript has 10 exons. NCBI's taxonomy places the organism in Eukaryota, Metazoa, Chordata, Mammalia, Chiroptera, Vespertilionidae. The coding region runs from base 42 to 989 and encodes 315 amino acids. The record is from RefSeq and is a predicted model, not a curated record.
CGGAAGCGGCUCUUGGACACCCCGGGCGCCGGAGUGCAGCUAUGGCUGCGGGUGUUCCCUGUGCGCUUGUCACAAGCUGCUCCUCCACCUUCUCUGGAGACCGGCUGGUCCAACACAUCCUUGGAACAGAAGAUCUUCUUGUGGAAGCCACUGCGAAUGAUGCCGUGAGAUUUUAUCCUUGGACCAUUGAUAAUAAGUACUAUUCAGCCGACAUCAAUCUAUGUGUAGUGCCGAACAAGUUUCUUGUCACUGCAGAGAUUGCAGAGUCUGUCCAAGCAUUUGUGGUUUACUUUGACAGCACACAAAAAUCUGGUCUUGAUAGUGUCUCCUCAUGGCUUCCCCUGGCAGAAGCGUGGUUACCUGAGGUGAUGAUCUUGGUCUGUGAUAGAGUGUCUGAGAAUGGUGUAAACCGACAAAAAGCUCAAGAAUGGUGUAUAAAACAUGGCUUUGAACUGGUAGAACUUAGUCCAGAAGAGUUGCCUGAGGAGGAUGAUGACUUCCCAGAAUCUACAGGAGUAAAGCGAAUUGUUCAAGCCUUGAAUGCCAAUGUCUGGUCCAACGUAGUGAUGAAGAAUGAUAGGAACCAAGGCUUUGGCCUUCUCAGCUCAUUGGCUGGAGCAAACCAUAGCAUUGGAUCAGCAGACCCGUGUCACUCAGAGCAGCCCCGUUUGCCAGCAGCAGAUAGGACUGAAUCCCUCCUGGAUCGUCGGAGUGGUGCAGCUAAUACAGCAGAUGCUCAGGUCGAUAGCAUUGUGGAUCCUAUGUUAGAUCUGGAUAUUCAAGAAUUAGCCAGUCUUACUACGGGCGGAGGAGAUUUGGAGAAUUUUGAAAGACUGUUUUCAAAGUUAAAGGAAAUGAAAGACAAGGCUGCGACGCUUCCUCACGAGCAGAGAAAGUUGCAUGCAGAAAAGGUUGCCAAAGCCUUCUGGAUGGCAAUUGGGGGAGACAGAGAUGAAAUUGAAGGCCUUUCAUCUGAUGAAGAACACUAAAUUAUUCCUACUAGGGUUUGACCAACAAAGAUGCUAACUCUCACGACCUGAGAUACUUUCCUAUCAACCCCGUUAUGUUUUGCUGAACUUUCCAUCAUCAUGUUGGCUGCCUGAUUUGUUCAUAGGAUCCUCUUAAUUUUAGUUUUUAGUAGAGGGUUAAGGAGAAAGUUUUUCUCCCUCAGGAUAUUGUAAAGGAGUGAGGAGUAUAAUGACAGUAAGGACUGAUAAUUUUUCAAAUAUGCUUUUUUGUUCUAGGAAUGGGAGUGAAUAAGGGGCUCAGAGGUUGUGUGUGAUUUGCCCAAGUUAACACGUUAAGCGCCCAGUCAGUCACCGGUGACGGACACUAUACUUUCCGUCUGGAAGACAAAACAGGCUGGCGCUUAACAUGUUAAAGAAGCAGCCACUUUAGUCAACUUUCUGUAGCAUGCCCUGUGGUCACGCUUGAUUCUGCAGAUCAGGAGCUUGUGCCACCUUUCCUGGGUGUUCUUGAUUUUCUGCCUCCAAGGAGCUUGCUGCUCUGAGCUUUGAUGCUUUUGCUGGGAAGAAAGGAAGCAGCUGCAGAUUCGAUUUGUGCUGUAGUAUAGGUGGGGCCAGUGGCAGUGGCCCUCAGGUUAAUAUCUAGCUCAAAAGUUGCUCUGGGCAUUUCAAUUAAAGUAUAGUGUCUGAGCUCAUGCUAGAAAGUAUUGAGGAGCCAGUGUAUAAUAAAUGAGGCAAAGGUUUCCUACUCUGGUAGGGAUAAAACAGAUCCCUUUACAAAGUUGGGGGGUAGGGGGUGUGGGUGCGGUUUGCAUGUGUGUAAGAGACAGAGGGGAACGUAAGUAAUUCUCUAUAAUGGGCCGUUGAAACAAUCUGAUCACACACGGAAGUUUUGGCAUUGCCUUUAUCAUGAAUAAACUCUUCUUCCUUAGA